Penicillium hordei is the source of this 1461-nucleotide messenger RNA. RefSeq names its product Major facilitator superfamily domain general substrate transporter. Gene Ontology annotation, molecular function: transmembrane transporter activity. Lineage: Eukaryota; Fungi; Ascomycota; Eurotiomycetes; Eurotiales; Aspergillaceae. Gene Ontology annotation, cellular component: membrane. The transcript has 6 exons. Gene Ontology annotation, biological process: transmembrane transport. Bases 1 to 1461 code for a protein of 486 amino acids. The record is from RefSeq and is a predicted model, not a curated record.
AUGGCAAAGAUUCUCGACGCUGAAGUAAACGUCGGCCAAAGCACUACGUAUAUAGACCCCGAGGCCGAGAGGUCCUAUGUUAGGAAGAUUGAUUUCAUUGUGCUUCCAACGCUAUGCUUGGCUUGUUCUAUCGCGCAGAUGUACUUUUUUGACUGCAUGGAUCGGAGCAAUUUGGCAAAUGCAAAGACAGAUGGCCUUGAAAAGGACUUGAAUCUGAAGGGAAAUGACUAUUCUCUAUUGAUCCUCCUGUUCUAUAUCCCCUUUGGGUUGUUCGAUCUGCCAUGGAAUCUUUUGAUAAAGAGAUUUUCAGGAAGAAUUAUGCUGUCUAUUAUGUCUAUUGUGUGGGGAGUUCUAGCACUCUGUCAAUGCGCCGCUAAAGAUUUUGGUUCUCUGCUUGCAAUUCGCAUCAUCUUGGGUGUUUUCGAAGCUGGUUUCUUUGCCGGAGCUACCUUCUACCUCACGUUGUUUUAUACGCGUGGAGAAAUGGGAUUCCGCCUGGCUAUUAUGCAGUCAUUUGCAGUUCUGGCGUCUGCCUUUAGUGGGCUUAUCUCCUUUGGGGCAUUCCAGAUAAAUGACCCGGCAGUCAAAGGAUGGCAGUGGCUGUUUAUUAUUGAGGGUUCGAUGACACUACUCACCGGAGCUGUAGCAUUCUUUCUGCUUCCAGAUGGGGCACAGAAAGCGUGGUUUUUGAGUGACAGAGAGAGGGCAGCAGCGACGGUACGUCUGCUUCGGGAUACUUCGUCGGAGGUGGAUACCCCAUUUAAUCUCAAGUCUGCCUUUGAAUCGUGGAGCGACUGGAAAUUCCCAGUGUGGUGUCUGAUUACGUUCACAUACCCUGUUGCCUAUGCAACUGCAAUGAAUUUCUUCCCUUUGAUUGUUCAACGAUUGGGGUACUCUGUCAUUAAGACUAAUCUCUGGACGGUGGCACCUAAUCUCGUCGGAGCAGUAUUCCUGCUAUGCGUGGCGAAGUCAUCCGACUAUUUCCGCGAAAGAACGCUCCAUAUUGUCUUUUCUUUGGUAGUAUCAUUGGUCGGCAUGAUCAUAUUAAUUGCGAUUGACGUUCAGAGCAACAAGGGGGUAGCGUACUUUGCUUGUUUCCUAAUGGCAGCAGGGUCAUAUAUUCCAUCGUGUCUCGUUCACGCAUGGCACAACAAUAACAACGUACACGAGAACUCGCGAGCUGCCAAUACGGGCUUUUUUGUGGGACUGGGCAAUUUCGCUGGAGUAUUGAGCGCUGGGACAUUCCGAACUCAAUAUGCACCAAAAUAUCUACCAACUCUCAUCGCAACUUGUUGUUGCAAUGCCGUCUGCAUCGUGCUUGUUCUCGGAUUGGGAUGCUGGAUGCGUAUGGAGAAUCAUCACCGAGACAGCAAACAGGGACUAAGACUGAGAGAGAAUGAGACUGAUACUAGUCAUUUCAAGGAGGGCGAAAAGAGUGCAGAGUGGAGAUACUUCCCUUAA